Molecule: messenger RNA, 801 nt
Organism: Staurois parvus
Lineage: Eukaryota; Metazoa; Chordata; Amphibia; Anura; Ranidae
Source: the annotation of a GenBank genome assembly
AUGAAGGACAUGGCAGAGCCGGUGGAGAACAUCUAUAAUCUCAUCCCCAAAGAGGAGGUCAGAAUUCACAAACCUCCCAGAUACAUCUCCACCUUCAGGGAUUCAGUGAAGGUGGAGGAGCAGAAGAAUAAAGCUGCACACAGGACCAUGGGACCAGCGAAAGUAGAGGUCCCCUCCCCAAAGGAAUACUUACAGAAGCACACCAAAGAGGCAACGCAGGCCCAAAAAAGUGCUUUGCUUGACUCCACAGGAAGACCACCAAGAUGCCUUGCAGAAGACAAGAAGCGGCCCCCAGUUCCAACAAGAGCAGAGCAUCCAAUCAUGGGAAUGCAAACGAACAAAAGCUUCAUCAAAACCAAUGUAGCUGAAGCUGUGAUGGCUGUACCUAAAAAGCCACAGCCCAUCUUUGUGGACACCAAAAAAGGGGACAAGCAUCUCCUCGAAACCUCAGGACUUGUUCCGAAAUACAUCAAAAGGAAGGAUUUUGGCACUACCCCCGAAUAUUUAGUAAAGAGGAAUGAGGAAGUGAGAAGAGCCCAGGAAGAAUAUGAUGCUUAUGUGAGAGAACGGCUUAGGAUGGGCGCCAUGAAACAACUGUCCGAAGAGGAGAGACAGAAUGUGCUAGAGGGAUUGAAGAAAAACUGGGAUGAGCUUCACCACGAAUACCAAGGCCUCUCCGUUGUGAUCGACACACCACCCAAAAAGACUCACAAAGAGAAACUAGAAGUGGAAAUGAGACAGCUGGAGCGAGAUAUUGAUGUGUUUGAAAGACACAAGAUUAUAUACAUAGCCAAUAACUAG